Molecule: messenger RNA, 888 nt
Organism: Folsomia candida
Lineage: Eukaryota; Metazoa; Arthropoda; Collembola; Entomobryomorpha; Isotomidae
Exons: 4
Coding region: 272-808 (178 amino acids)
Source: RefSeq, a predicted model, not a curated record
GUUGCUGCGAAGUUGGUAAUUUACAAAGUCAGGUGAGUUCAAGAGCUUAGUCGAUGUAAUUUGGCUUCACGUUAUCACAUCAAUUGAUUGGCACCACAGGUGAGAAACGCCAAACUUCGAAUUCUUUAGUCAAGUCCCUCAUUUGCAUGAGGCCGUAGACGCCUUCGAACGAGUGGAUGCCGAAGAAAAGAUUGUAGAGCUGGGAAAGAUUUUUGUAAAAUAUAACUGCUUCAACGACUUUGGAUUGACCAUUGUUCACCGUCACUUCGACAUGGACAAGCAAGAAAUAUUAGUAGAGUCGAUAAAUCCCAAGAAAACGGUGGCUGUAUCAAUCCCUUGGAAACUGGAAGGAGGCAAUCAUAGUCCUGUGGAUAUGGAUUACUGGAAGUCAUUCGGUUUUGAAGAGAAAAGCUAUAUCGUUCCAAAAACGUGGGCUUUUACCUCUGAGAAAUUGGAAGCAUUUGAAUUUAUUUGCAACGAUACUAAUUUUAUUGGCCCAGACGAGAAUUUUGUUAAGGAAGUAUACGAAUUCCUACAGGAUUUGGGAUUAUUGGACAUCGUGGGACUUCGCAGGCUUCAUGGGAUUGGAAAUUCUUACGAAACGACGCCAGAGGGGGUGAAAGCAAAUGUGGUGAAAUUUGGUCAAGUUCCUCCCGAACUUCAAGAUGACAUGAUCAAGGUUGCUUGGAGUUUUAAUGAAAAGGGAGAAAUGAGGGGGGAUCAAGCCUGUAUCGUCUGUUGGUGGUACCACACAGUUCCCAAACUAUGUAAAUUGUCCAGUCAGUUGAAACACUAUGCAGAUGCUUGAUUCACUUAGAUGCUUCAUCACAAAGAAAUAACUUAAUUCAGUCGGUUUUAAAAAUAAAAAGAGCUAUAUUUGCAGACAGA